Messenger RNA from Lindgomyces ingoldianus, 1593 nucleotides. RefSeq names its product MFS multidrug transporter-like protein. NCBI's taxonomy places the organism in Eukaryota, Fungi, Ascomycota, Dothideomycetes, Pleosporales, Lindgomycetaceae. The transcript has 6 exons. The record is from RefSeq and is a predicted model, not a curated record. Gene Ontology annotation, molecular function: transmembrane transporter activity. Gene Ontology annotation, biological process: transmembrane transport. The coding region runs from base 1 to 1482 and encodes 493 amino acids.
AUGUCAUCUCCGUCUUUGAAUGAGGAGAAAGUCAUUGAUGGAGAAGAGAAGGAAGUAGAAAUCCAUACCUGGAAGGGCCCCAAUGAUCCAGACAAUCCGUUCAAUUGGUCCAUUACGUACAGGUGGAUUCUCACAGUAACUGUGUGCUUCAUAUCAAUUUUGACAGGUCUUCCAGCUGGUUCAUAUGGGGCAGGGAACAAUUACAUGGCAGCUCGAUUCAAUGUCCAGAAUGAGCCGUUCCCGAAUCUCUAUUGGGCAACUUGCAGCUGGAAUGUUGGGGCUGCGCUAUUCCCACUCGUCUUCGUGCCACUAACUGAGAACACCGGGCGUAUGCCGGGUUACUUCGCCGCGUAUAUUGUUUUUGAAUUGUUCCUAUUUGGCUCAGCCUUUGCAGACAAUUUUGCGACAGUAGUAGUCACCAGAUUUUUUGGCGGUGGAGCGUCAUCCGUUUCAAUCAACAUCGUUGGUGGAACUCGAAGUCUUCCCAUGUCUCUCUUCGGAUUCACUAGUGUAGCUGGCAUUGCUCUUGGGCCAUUUGUCGGCAGCGCCAUUGUCCAAAUCCACGAACCCACUAGGGGCCUCGAGGCACCCUGGAGAUGGAUCUACUACAUCCAAAUAAUCUAUAAUGCCGCCCUCAUCCCAAUCUUCUAUCUCAUCCUCAAAGAAACCCGCGGCGAUGUCAUCCUCACGAAACGGGCCAAAAAACUACGACAAGAUACCGGUCGAACCAUCUAUGCCGCACCCGAACUAAACCGCGCGUCUGUUGCCUCUCUUCUCAAAAUUUCAUUCAUGCGGCCCACAAAGAUGCUCCUCACCGAACCAGUCGUCACAUUCUUCACCCUCUGGAUAAGCUUCGCCUGGGGCAUCCUAUUCCUGUUCUUCUCAUCAGUCGUCCAGACCUUCGGCACUAAUUACGGCUUUACCACCUUUCAAACUGGCCUGGUUCAACUCGCCAUCACUGCUGGCGCCGCAAUCGGAACAUUUAUUAACCCCAUACAAGACUGGCUGUAUGUCCGCACUGCCUCCAAGAAUACCGAGAGACCCGGGAAACCCAUCCCAGAAGGCCGGCUGUACACCAGUAUUCCUGGCUCAAUCCUCUUCACCGGCGGGCUGUUCAUGUACGGAUGGAGCUCACGGCCCGAUAUCCAUUGGAUUGUGCCUACAAUUGGUGUGUGUAUCGUUGGUGUAGGGAUCUAUUCCAUCUACAUGGGCGUAGUGAAUUACCUGACGGACGCUUACGAGAAAUACGCAGCCUCCGCGCUCUCCGCCGCCUCGCUUGGUCGGAAUUCCUUCGGUGCGUUCCUGCCACUUGCCUCGUUCUCUUUGUUCAAUAAUCUGGGGUAUGGAUGGGCUGGAAGUUUGCUGGGGUUUAUUGGCGCCGCGUUGAGUAUUGUGCCGGUUGUGUUGGUGUUGAAGGGGCCGGGGAUAAGGAGGAGUAGUCCGUUUAUGCUCGAGGCGAUGUACGAUGAGGAGGCAGAUUAGGGGAGUGAUAGUUGGUGGUUAGCGCAGGACCCGGUGCGGGAGUUGCAGGAGGGACACCUGGAGCUCUUGGGAAGCCGGUGUAGGCGUGGUAGCACUUAAGGUGGCUCGGUA